UUUUCGUAUGGUGUGUGUCUGGUGUGUCUGGUGGUGAGUGGUGAGACAAAUUCUCAUCGAGCGUUAAACUCUCUCGGAGAAAGACUGAGCCACCGGAUUCGAAGAUCCGCACAUCGAAGCUCCACUGUUGUCCGCCAGGACUGGCGCGUUACUGUGAAAUCGUGACGUGAAGUUCUUCGGAGUGGACCCCGCACCGGAAUCGGCGAAGUCAGGGUUUCAUCUCCGCAACCGUUAGCCAUGUCUAAUGGGUCGGCUCUCCAGAAAGCCAUAGAGUUGGUGACCAAGGCAACCGAAGAAGAUCGUGCGAAGAACUACGAGGAAGCGCUUCGAUACUACGAAAAUGGUGUCGAAUAUUUCCUCCAUGCAGUACGAUAUGAGGCCCAGAACGAUAAGGCGAAGGACUCCAUUAGGACGAAAUGCAUGACUUAUUUAGACAGAGCAGAGAAGCUCAAGGAAUAUCUCAAAGGCGCGAACAGCGGCGGAAAUAAGAAGAAGCCUGUGAAAGAAGACGAUGCCGAUGAAAACUCCGACAACAGCGAGGACCCAGAGAAGAAGAAGUUGAUGUCGCAAUUGGACGGAACUGUGAUUGUUGAGACGCCCAACGUCAAAUGGGAAGAUGUGGCCGGGCUGGAGGCGGCGAAGGAAGCGUUGAAAGAGGCUGUGAUUCUACCAAUUAAAUUUCCGCAUCUCUUCACUGGGAAACGGACACCGUGGAAAGGAAUCCUCUUAUUCGGGCCACCUGGAACCGGGAAAUCAUAUCUAGCCAAGGCAGUGGCGACUGAAGCCCAGAACUCGAGCUUUCUCUCAGUAUCCAGCUCUCAUUUGGUAAGCAAGUGGCUGGGUGAGUCCGAGAAAUUGGUGCGGGGAUUAUUCGAGAUGGCGCGAGCACGGAAGCCCGCGAUCAUUUUCAUCGACGAGAUUGAUUCGUUGUGCUCGACGCGGUCAGACAAUGAAGCAGACGCUACCCGGAGAAUUAAAACAGAGUUCCUGGUGCAGAUGCAGGGUGUGAACAACGAUAAUGAAGGUAUCCUCGUUUUGGGAGCGACCAACAUUCCGUGGGUUCUGGAUGCGGCGAUCAGGCGUCGUUUCGAGAAGAGAAUAUACAUCCCUCUGCCUGAGGCGCCGGCCCGGACGGUCAUGUUCAAGUUACACAUUGGAAACACCCCCCACACUCUGACGGAAAAGGACUUCAAAACAUUAGGGGAAAUCUCCGAAGGCUAUUCAGGCGCCGAUAUAUCCGUCGUGGUUCGGGACUCUCUCAUGCAGCCCGUAAGGAAGGUUCAAAGCGCCACCCACUUCAAGAAAGUUUCGGGACCUUCAAGAGAUGACCCCACGAAGACGGUUCAUGAUCUCCUAAUGCCCUGCAGUCCUGGCGAUCGGGGGGCUAUGGAGAUGAACUGGAUGCGAGUGCCCGGAGAGAAACUUUGCGAACCAAAGGUCACCAUGAAGGACGUGCAACUAAGCUUGUCUCAGUCAAAACCAACGGUUAACGAAGCUGAUCUGGUGAAGCUCAAGGCUUUCAUGACCGACUUCGGACAAGAAGGUUGAAAGCGGAGGAUUCUGCUCAGGAUCUUCCGCUACACCGAAGCACAGCUGAAGCCGUUUCGUUAUCUCAAGAAAAGAAAUAGAGAUACUUCUAUUUUGUGAUGUCCAGCGAUUGAUCUCGCCGAGAAACAAUGUAUAGCUAAUCGCCCUGGGUUGAACUGUUGAUUGCAUUCUUAGUAUGGUGACCUCGAACUGUCGUGACGGUGCGAUGAUAAUCAAGAAGUCCUCGUGUGCGAAUCUGAAAACCUAAGCAGACCCUAGAAUUAAAGAAAAUAUAUGUCAUGUUUCGGGAGAAA
Messenger RNA from Galendromus occidentalis (western predatory mite), 1841 nucleotides. Its product is annotated as vacuolar protein sorting-associated protein 4B. The transcript is spliced from 10 exons. NCBI's taxonomy places the organism in Eukaryota, Metazoa, Arthropoda, Arachnida, Mesostigmata, Phytoseiidae. Gene Ontology annotation, molecular function: ATP binding; ATP hydrolysis activity. The coding region runs from base 238 to 1548 and encodes 436 amino acids. Gene Ontology annotation, biological process: vacuole organization; endosomal transport. The record is from RefSeq and is a predicted model, not a curated record.